Messenger RNA from Pochonia chlamydosporia 170, 960 nucleotides. RefSeq lists its product as hypothetical. The record is from RefSeq and is a predicted model, not a curated record. The transcript has a single exon. Bases 1 to 960 code for a protein of 319 amino acids. Lineage: Eukaryota; Fungi; Ascomycota; Sordariomycetes; Hypocreales; Clavicipitaceae.
AUGCACGCUACGGGGAAGCCGCUCUGGCUUGUCUCCCCCCGCCUCGAUGCUAUAGAAUACAGAGAAAAGCUAAUGGGAAGCGUCGUCAAAUUCCCUGACCUCCCUAUCGAACGCCGCAUCCCCUAUCGCUCUCCGAAGCUGCCCAAAGAAAUCGUGCCCGAUUUGGACCCCAAGCCCGUGCAGGUACAGAAUGUGCGCUUCUGGGAAAGGAACAUCCACGAUGCCUCCUUGAAGACCACCGUACAGGACAUCAUCAAUGCCUUCGUCGACCGAGCCAAGGAGCACAGCAACGAAAACGUCGCCACUGUCGCCCGAGUCUGGCACAUGGACUCCCCGGGGGAGAAAUUCAAGGAUCUCCUGCGGAACAAGCAGUACUUCGACGAGCUAUUCGAGCUUCUCCAGAGCAACCACGGCGUCGGAUACUUCAUUUCAGACAUCGUUACGCUGGUCAACCUUGAGGAGACGCAGAUUCACGGUUCUAGCAAGGCGGCAGGCGCCUCGGUCCAAGUACCCGUGGAUCCAAGCACGGGCAUCAAAGUCGGCGCCGGGGCGAAAUUCGGCGUUCUCCGUGAAAAGGGUCACUCGGCGUGUUACGAAGGCGAAUCCAUCGUGUUUAUGGGAUACCGCAAGAUCGAGCUGGAAAAGGUGACGGGUGCCCGCGCCAAGCUGCGCCGCAUGUUCCAGGGCCCCAAGCACGGAGUGGCCAUCAUGGAUAGACACGACUAUGCACCACAGCUGGUCGAGGGCCCAGUUCCAGGCACUGUCGGACCGUUCCUCGGGGAUGUACCAAAGACGCCUGGUGAGGAAACAACAGCGGCGGAGCGUGAGGAACUAGAGAGGCAAGCUAGAGAGGAGAAUGAGCUUGGAAGUGCCAUGGAUGCGAUAGCAGAGGAAUUGGGCUUUGACCCUGUCGUCGGCUGGGACCACGCACAGCAAGGAGGUUCGUCGAGGGACGGCUGA